This is a messenger RNA of Apiotrichum porosum, 1119 nucleotides long. RefSeq lists its product as uncharacterized. The coding region runs from base 1 to 1119 and encodes 372 amino acids. The record is from RefSeq and is a predicted model, not a curated record. The transcript is spliced from 10 exons. NCBI's taxonomy places the organism in Eukaryota, Fungi, Basidiomycota, Tremellomycetes, Trichosporonales, Trichosporonaceae.
AUGACCGUGUCAGACCCCUUCAACGUGCUUCUCUUGGGAGCUGGCAUGGUCAACUUUGGGACCAUCGAAGGACCGUGGUGUCACACUACACGCAUUGAAAACGCGGAACAACAGCUCGGCAUCAAGCGAGCUGCAGAUGUUGUGGGGUACUCGACGUCGCAAGUGUUCCCAAACAUUGAGGCAGCAGCCCGUGGACUCUCAGCAGAGUCCACUCCACACCUCAUCAUAUUUGGAAUUCCACCCAACUUUCGUGGAUCGUCGCUCAGUGGCAGUGACGCCGAACUCCAAGCUCAACAUCACUUUCCCCGCGCGGCAUUGUUCCUCGAAAAGCCGAUCACCAGCGGGACGGCCGAGGAUGCCAAGAGUGUCAGCUCUUUGCUCUCAUCGGCUGGAACGCGCACGAGUGUCGGAUACAUGCUGCGAUACCUUGAGGCCACUCAGCAAAUGAAGCGUAUCAUUCAAGAGCACAACCUCACGGUCACCGCCACCAUUGCCAUGUAUCUUAUGGCGUACGAGUUUGCCGGCACGAACGACCGUGUGUCUUAUUUUGAUCUGCGGCAGGAGCCUGGUCCCAUUGUUUCUCAGGCCACGCACAUUGUCGACCUCUGCCGCUACCUUGCCGGCUCGGAGGCUGAUCUGGACACCGUCUUGGCCCACGUUCUCGAAGUCUCAGAGGCACCGGGAAGGCUCAGCCGUUGCACUUUCGAGUCGGACAUUCCCGACGAGUUUAGUAUCCCCCGCAUCACGGACGCCAUCUGGAAGUGGGAGAGCGGGGCGACGGCUACACUGGUACACGGUGUUGCGCUUCAUGACGGAGGGUACGAUACGGAACUCACAGUGCUUGCGGACGGCUGGAAACUCAAGCUCGUCGACCCGUACGGAACUCCCCAGCUCCAUGUUCGCAGGCCUGGACAGGAGAUCACAGAAGUGACCACUUACACGUCCGACGACCCGUUCUACACCGAGGUGUCUAGCUUUAUUGACAUCAUCGGCGAUUCCGCCAGCGACAGAGCAGUCCUGUGCUCAUACGACGACGCGAUUGCGACUUAUGAGCUGACCUGGGCUAUUCGUGCGGCCGGCGAGGUGUCUGCCACCAAGCGCAAGGCCAAACGCAUGUGA